This is a messenger RNA of Fimicolochytrium jonesii, 1738 nucleotides long. Its product is annotated as uridine-cytidine kinase 1-like 1. NCBI's taxonomy places the organism in Eukaryota, Fungi, Chytridiomycota, Chytridiomycetes, Spizellomycetales, Powellomycetaceae. The transcript has 12 exons. The record is from RefSeq and is a predicted model, not a curated record. Bases 1 to 1416 code for a protein of 471 amino acids. Gene Ontology annotation, molecular function: ATP binding; kinase activity. Gene Ontology annotation, cellular component: cytoplasm.
AUGUCCAACGUCCAAAACGCACCCCAAGGUCACCGCAAGACGAGUACCUUCCUCUCUUCCGGCCGGUUUCCCUGGUACAACAUCGACGGAAAAUGCGUGGAACCCUUCAUCAUCGGCAUGGCUGGCGGGAGCGCUAGCGGGAAGACCAGCGUGUCGACGCGGAUCAUCAGGAAUUUGGGCGUGCCAUGGGUGAUUCUGUUGUCUAUGGACUCGUUCUACAAGCCGUUGACGAAGGAGCAGAGUGAGGCUGCUCAUCGCAAUGACUAUGAUUUCGAUCAUCCAGACGCUUUCGAUUACGAGGCUCUUCAGCAGACUUUGAAGGAUUUGAAGAGAGGAGUGAAAGUCGAUGUCCCUAUCUACGAUUUUUCAACACACAGCCGGCUGGACAAGACACAAACAGUAUAUGGAGCCAACAUCGUCGUUUUCGAAGGAAUCUUUGCUCUGUACGACAAGGCAGUGAGGGAUCUGAUGGACCUGAAGAUCUUUGUAGAUACCGAUGCAGAUGUGCGGUUAGCGAGGCGACUUAAGCGAGACAUUGCGGAACGAGGAAGAGAUGUCAGGGGCGUGCUGUCGCAGUACCAACGAUUUGUGAAGCCGGCUUUCGACGAGCACAUUUAUCCGACUAUGAAAUACGCUGAUAUCAUCAUCCCACGGGGUCUAGACAACGUCGCCGCAAUCGACGUAAUAACCAAACACCUCGCCCGACAACUCAACGACCGUGGACUAACGCUCAAAGUCGCGCUCGCCAACAAAACGACGCUCAACAAGGAACUCCCACCCACACUACUCAAACUGCGACCAACGAACGAAUUGAAAGCGCUGCUGACGAUCGUGAGGGACCGGAAUACGUCGAGGCAUGAUUUCAUCUUUUAUGCGGAGCGGUUGUCGAGGGUUAUUGUUGAGAGGAGUUUGGUGGAAGUCCCGUUCAAGCCGAUGGAGGUCACAACCCCGAUCGGGCAAGUCUACCACGGCGCAGUCUCCAGCGCGGAGCUCUGUGCAGUCUCGGUCGUGCGCUCAGGCGUAACGAUGGAGCGCGGUCUCCGCAGUGUGGUGAAGGAUAUCCCCAUCGGCAAGAUCCUGAUCCAGACCGAACCCUCGACGGGCGAGCCGCAGCUGCAUUACUGCAAGCUGCCCGAAGAUAUCGCGUCGCGAUAUGUGCUUAUUUCCGAUGCGCAGAUUGCUACUGGCGCAGCAGCCCUAAUGGCCAUCCGCGUCAUCCUCGACCACGACGUCCCGCAAGAUCGCAUCCUCUUCCUCUCCCUCAUCGCCUCGCCGCUCGGCAUCCACACCAUCGCCAACGCCUUCCCGCAGGUCAAAGUGGUCACCGCCGAGGUGGACAUUGAGGUUGAUGAGCUAGGCCAUGUUGUGCCGGGCUUUGGGAACUUUGGGGAUAGGUAUUUUGGGACGGGCGGUUAGAGGAGAUGGGUGAUGGUGCUGGUGGAUAUGGGAGAGGCAUAUUCACCCGCGAAAAUCGAUGCGAAGAACAUCAGGCGUACAUCCAUAGUCAUGCAAAUCAUCGCUCCGCACGAAAGUUCGUACAUCCAUCAUGGCUGGCCUCGCCGACUUCUGCCUCACAGUCGUCCGUCGCGUGUGACAAAGCCUCUGCGCGGGCCAUCGCCGAAAGGACGUGAGUACAGCGAACGAGUAAUUUAGAUUUGAGUAGAUAGAUAGGUUGUGAAUAUUGAAUCGAAUACGGCAUACACUUUUUUCGCUGCUAAUGAAACUCCAGUAGUAUUAC